Merops nubicus (carmine bee-eater) is the source of this 1273-nucleotide messenger RNA. It is a transcript of the gene XKR6, whose product is annotated as XK, Kell blood group complex subunit-related family, member 6. The record is from RefSeq and is a predicted model, not a curated record. Gene Ontology annotation, biological process: phosphatidylserine exposure on apoptotic cell surface; apoptotic process involved in development; engulfment of apoptotic cell. Gene Ontology annotation, cellular component: plasma membrane. The annotation marks the transcript as partial. Lineage: Eukaryota; Metazoa; Chordata; Aves; Coraciiformes; Meropidae. The transcript has a single exon.
GUGUGUCCUCUGUGGCCUCCCUGAUGUCCCUGGCUUGGGUGCUAGCCUCCUAUCACAAGCUUCUUCGGGACUCUAGGGACGACAAGAAGAGUAUGAGCUACAGAGGGGCCCUCAUCCAUCUCUUCUGGCGCCUCUUCACCAUCUCAUCCCGAGUUAUUUCUUUUGCUCUCUUUGCUUCCAUCUUCCAGCUCUACUUUGGGAUCUUUGUAGUGGUCCAUUGGUGUGCCAUGGCUUUCUGGAUCAUCCAUGGUGGGACAGAUUUCUGCAUGUCUAAGUGGGAGGAGAUCCUCUUCAACAUGGUGGUAGGGAUUGUGUACAUUUUCUGCUGGUUUAAUGUCAAGGAAGGGCGGACUCGAUACCGAAUGUUUGCGUAUUACACGGUGGUCCUGACGGAGAACGCUGCCUUGACCCUCCUGUGGUAUUUUUACAGAGAUCCUGACACUACUGACUCAUAUGCCGUGCCAGCACUGUGUUGUGUCUUUCUUAGCUUUGCUGCUGGGAUAGCUUUGAUGCUGUUAUAUUAUGGUGUGCUGCAUCCCAUGGGGCCGAGAGCUAAGAUCUUUGCCAGCUCCUGUUGCGCCGAGCUGCUCUGGGGCAUUCCUUUGCCCCCCGAUGUUGAGCCCAUGGCACCCCAAACCCCUGGGUACAGGGGGGCUCAGGCUACGCCCACCAGAGCGGUCACGGAGCAACAGGAGGAACUCACAGCUGACACUUGCUUGCCCGUUUUCCAGGUGAGAGCAAUGGUUCCAUCUACUCCAUCUGGGCGACCCUACCCCCCCGAGGGGCCUCUCAUUAAGAUUGACAUCCCGAGAAAAAGAUACCCUGCAUGGGAUGCUCAUUUUGUAGACAGGAGGUUGAGAAGAACUAUCAACAUCCUCCAGUAUGUCACCCCCACAGCUGUAGGUAUUAGGUAUAGAGAUGGACCUCUCUUAUAUGAGUUGCUACAAUAUGAAUCUUCACUUUAAAGCUCCUUAAAGCAAAAGUAAAAAGAGGGGACCUUAUUUUUGUUUACGGUAAACACAGAUCAUGAAACAAACACAAACCUUCAGAUAAGCUUUCUUUCUGGUUGCUGUAUGUAUAAAAAAAAAAAAAAAGAUAUUCUCUAUGUUUUGUAAGUAAAAACAAAAAGAAAAACUUUUCUUUUGUUUUUUACACACAAGAAACAGUAUUUCAACUUCCACACCUAGGAUUCACAGGUGGAGAAGGAGGCAUCUCCACAUCAGUUUUAUACCGUACACCAAGUGUAGAACAUUAUUUAUGGGAUUGGUGCUGA